AUGUCGCUUGAAAGCGUUUUGGGUCCACCACCGGCCCUUUUCACCACUCUCCUGGAUAUCCCGAUUCCAGACUGCCUUAUUUCUGUUAAUGGAUCUGCCCCUAUGGCUGGUAAUGAAGACCGACUUCGAAAAGCGAGUCCAUUCCUUGCCACUCUACUUUCGGAGCGUGAAUUCCAGGUUUGUAGCCUUUACAUUAACUGA
Haemonchus placei is the source of this 201-nucleotide messenger RNA. The record is from the annotation of a GenBank genome assembly. NCBI's taxonomy places the organism in Eukaryota, Metazoa, Nematoda, Chromadorea, Rhabditida, Trichostrongylidae.